Molecule: messenger RNA, 1158 nt
Organism: Aspergillus fumigatus Af293
Lineage: Eukaryota; Fungi; Ascomycota; Eurotiomycetes; Eurotiales; Aspergillaceae
Source: RefSeq, a predicted model, not a curated record
AUGGCCACUCAACAUUUCAUGACGACUGGACAAACUACCGUGCCUGGCCAAUGGGUCGUGCGCGUCAAGCCCUAUCUGACCCCCGAGCUGGUACAAAAGGAGCAUCUGUCGCUAUUGGAAGAAAAAACAGAAGAUCCUGCAACUCCCUUCAAUGUGGAAAUUCUUCAACGGUUUGAUCUGUAUGAUUCAAAGGGCUACUCUGCAAAAUUCGACGAUGCAACCAAAGAAGAGUUGGAGAAAAUACCUCAUGUCGUGUCUAUUGAACCAGAGCAACUAUACCGCCACUGCAAUAUCCAGCCAAAUUCACCGUGGGGUAUCAGCCGCGUCUCGACGAGGACCAAACUUGGCGCCCCUCCAUACUCUUACACAUAUCGUGAUGAUGUCGCCGGCAGCGGCACCGUGGCAUAUGUAAUUGAUACUGGUAUCAACAACAAACAUGUCGAGUUUGAGGGGAGAGCCCAAAAGGGCCCAAAGUUUGUCUCUGACAAUGUCUCUAAUGACGAGGAUGUGCACGGUCAUGGUACGCAUUGCGCGGGCACCAUAGCCAGUCGCGCCUAUGGUGUCGCGAAGAAGGCAAAUGUUGUAGGUGUCAAGGUCUUUGGUGACCGGACAGGGACUGCCCAGACAAGUGAUAUCAUCAAGGCGCUCGAGUGGGUUAUCAGUGAUAUCUCUGCCAAAGGCAUGGGCGGCCGUGCGGUGGUGAAUCUGAGUCUUGGGGGACCUCCAAGCGACGCUCUUGAUGCUGCUGUUGCGUCAACCGUUCAUAAAGGGGUAGUGGUUUGCGACAUACAGGAGUCACCAGCACGCGAACCCCUUGCUAUUACCGUUGGGGCUACGGAUAUUAAGGAUCAACUUGCCAAUUUUUCAAGUUACGGAAAGUUCGUUGACAUUCUUGCUCCUGGUGUGGACAUUCUUUCCUGCUGGACAGGCGGUCCAACCAGCACGAAGACAAUCAGCGGUACAUCCAUGGCAACACCUCACGUAGGUGGAGUGGCCUGCUGUCUUCUAAGCGAUCCGACUCUGGCUGGAGGUCAAGCAACUACAUAUGAUGUUAUGAGCAAAAUUCUCAUUCUUGCUGAUAAGAACAAAAUUACAGGGACCGAUGCGAGAACCGUCAACGCACUGUUACAUAAUACUACUAGUCCCAUGGAUGCUUAG